Molecule: messenger RNA, 504 nt
Organism: Dictyostelium purpureum
Lineage: Eukaryota; Evosea; Eumycetozoa; Dictyosteliales; Dictyosteliaceae
Exons: 1
Coding region: 1-504 (167 amino acids)
Biological process (GO): Mo-molybdopterin cofactor biosynthetic process
Source: RefSeq, a predicted model, not a curated record
AUGCCAACAAUGGUGGAUGUAUCAGAUAAAAUUAUAACAAAGAGGACUGCACAUGCAAGAUCAACUAUUGAGUUCCCACCCCAUGUAUUAAAAGAAUUAUUAAAUGUUGAAAACUCAGAUGGUGGUAUUAAAGGUGAAGAAAUUGUAUCGAAAAAAGGACCAGUUUUUGCGACAUCAAUCGUAGCAGGUACAAUGGCUGUUAAAAACACAUGGAAUUUAAUUCCAUUUUGCCACCCAAUCGCAAUUGAAUCAUGUAAAAUUAAUAUAAAGAUUAUGGACUCCACCAAUGUACAGGUAGAUUGCAUAGUAUCAUUACACCACAAAACCGGUGUUGAAAUGGAGGCUCUCACUGGUGCCUCCGUUGCAAGUUUGUGUAUCUAUGAUAUGUGCAAAGCUCUUUCAAAAGAUAUUAUAAUUAAAGAAACUAAACUAAUUUCAAAAACUGGAGGUAAAUCCUCACAAAUCCAUAGUGAUAGCAGUGCUACCACAAAUAAAAACAUUUAA